Heterobasidion irregulare TC 32-1 is the source of this 1887-nucleotide messenger RNA. RefSeq lists its product as uncharacterized. Gene Ontology annotation, molecular function: RNA binding. NCBI's taxonomy places the organism in Eukaryota, Fungi, Basidiomycota, Agaricomycetes, Russulales, Bondarzewiaceae. Gene Ontology annotation, biological process: mRNA splicing, via spliceosome. Bases 1 to 1887 code for a protein of 628 amino acids. The transcript is spliced from 9 exons. Gene Ontology annotation, cellular component: catalytic step 2 spliceosome. The record is from RefSeq and is a predicted model, not a curated record.
AUGCGCCAGAUCACGCUCCUGCUCACCGAACGCGAGUGCCAACCUGCAGCCCAAACUGCCGCGAGCCAGCUCGAAAAGGCCAGCAAGGAGAAAAGCACUGAGGACAAGGAGAAAGCUAAAGAGUUUGAUGCUCAGACCGAACCCGCGAAGCUCAUAGGGUCUUGGUAUGGUGGCGUUUACAUGCCACCUGCUCGCCUCUGUGCUCUUCGCGAGGCUGCGUCUUCCGACUGCACAAGCGUGGAGUACCAGCAAUUGUCUUGGGAUGUGCUACGAAAGUCUAUCACUGGUAUCGUCAACAGGGUCAACAUUGGCAACAUCAAGAACGUGGUGCCGGAGCUGUUUGCCGAGAACUUGAUCAGGGGCCGGAGAUUGUUUGCACGUAGCAUCAUGAAGGCGCAGUCGGCGAGUACAUCGUUUACACCCGUCUUUGCCGCAGUUAUUACUGACCUCAAUACCAGUUCCGAAGGGCAUUCCAAGAGGAAUGAUAAGGUCAAGUCCGACCUGCUCAGCCCCGCGGGCCAGGGCACACUCGCCAAGGCGUUCUACUUCCUCCUCCAGAAGCACCGCGAGAAGACGUUUGAGGAAGACAGCAUCUUCAUGGACGUAGACGAGCACAUGAGCACCCUGGGUGAAAAGGCAAUCGCUAGGCUAUAUGUCUCACCGCUCUCGAAGAAGCCGCGCUCACUCAGCGUUGACACAAAUUCGAUUAGUCUCGCAUUCUCACGGAUGAUGGGCGGGGACAUGGGACCUGGCACCGCACGCGCAGAGUACAUUGGAAACGCGUCACCAACUCAUCGCUCGCGCCCAACGUCUCCCGCCGGCCCUCGCGGACACCGCCCAUGCCCAAUCUCCACACCCUCGGCGGAUUUCUUCCAUCCGCGCAACCAACCGGAGAAGCUAUCUCAGUCCAUGCACGAUUCUGGAAGGUCGACAUACUAUGAUAGGCACUUGCACUCCGGAAUAACCAACGCCCACUACACUCACCUCCCCGAUCGUGGCUUCGUCUUGGCCCAUCCGUCCCCCAUCACUCCCCCAGGCCUGCGCUCAUUUUUGCACAUGUCUACGCCUGGUUCACCUUCUCCCACCGGCGCUUUCCUUGUGGAAAACUCGCCCCAAGCCAAUGCUUCUGUCUUUGAGCGCUUCCGUGCGGUGUUGAACAAGAGCAAACUCAGUCACCGUGUGCAGUACAUGAUUGAAGUGCUCAUGCAGGUCCGAAAAGACAAACAUAAGGAUAACCCAAUAUUGCCCGAGGGGUUGGAUCUGGUGGAAGAAGACGACCAGAUCACUCACCAGAUUGGACUGGAAGAAGAGUUGCAGGUGCAAGAGGGCUUGAACAUAUUCAAGAUCGAUCCGAAUUAUCUGCAGAACGAAGAAAAAUACAAAGCUAUCAAGGCUGAAAUUCUCGGCAACGACAACUCUGAUGGAGAUGAAUCAGGCUCCGAAGAGAGCAAGAGCGAGGACAAAGCCGUGGAAGCAAAGGGAGGUAUUGAAGAUCGUACGCAAACAAACUCCGUCAACCUUUGCCGCAUCAUCACGCGCCUCUUCGGCCAUCUUCUCACCACUAACGUGGGCUCGUGGGUCACCUUGGAAUGCAUCAAAACCAAUGAUACUACCCGCAGUCGCAUCUUUGUCAAGAUCUUGAUGCAGGAAGUGCUAGAGAGCAUGGGUUUGGCGACGUUAAAGAACACGGACAGACGGGCGCUCAUCCUCGGCGUCGCGUUUCUCCCAUCCGGGCUCGCCCUUGUGCUUGUCGCAUAUGUAUGUGCUGCUGAUACUGGCGCGCGCGAAACCUUUUCCAAUGAUACUGUCCAGGUGGGCCUGUGGUCAUGCACCAACCCAGAUGGAGCUUUCCCCCAGGCAGCAUUUGAAGAUGUCUACCAAGCGUAA